GGAAAAAGCGUCAUCGGUCUCCUAGCAGCGGUGUGUGUGAGAGUGAACUAUACGGUUUCCAGAAGAGCCCCGUCCGACUAAGCAAAUGGGGCUUUUUGACAAGCUUGCAGGAUGGCUGGGCCUGAAGAAGAAGGAAGUGAACGUGCUGUGUUUGGGCCUGGACAACAGUGGAAAAACUACCAUCAUCAACCAGCUAAAGCCAUCCAAUGCUCAGGCUCAAGACAUUGUCCCAACUAUAGGAUUCAGCAUAGAAAAGUUUAAGACCUCAAGUCUUUCUUUUACAGUGUUUGACAUGUCAGGACAGGGAAGAUACAGAAAUCUGUGGGAACACUAUUACAAGGAGGGGCAGGCCAUCAUAUUUGUGAUUGACAGUGGAGAUAAACUUAGAAUGGUAGUGGCAAAAGAGGAACUGGAUACCCUUUUGAAUCACCCUGAUAUUAAGCACAGGAGGAUACCUUUACUCUUUUUUGCCAACAAGAUGGAUCUCAGGGAUGCUUUGUCAGCAGUAAAGGUUUCCCAGCUUUUGUGUCUGGAAAACAUUAAGGACAAGCCAUGGCAUAUCUGUGCUAGCGAUGCAGUGAAAGGAGAAGGUCUUCUAGAAGGUGUAGACUGGCUGCAAGAUCAAAUCAGAGCGAUGAAAACGUAAAACCCUCCUGAAAGAAAAAAUUAAUAAAAUAACAUCCAAGGUCACCAGCUACAAUGGCAAAACCAGACAAAAACAGAUCUUCAGCUUUGGGCAGACAGUGUCUGUGAAUUUAAAAUCAGCUCCGUUUUACUGUAAUAAAACACUGUGUGGCUUUGAUUAUGACCCUGUUUGCACCAAAUGUCAAUGUCUCAAUUGAUCACAAGUGGUCAGUUGAGACAACUUUGUAAAUCUCUUCACAAAUGUUAUCGAUUAUUAUUUAUUAGCAGGUUCUCUGUACAGAAUGUAUAAGCACACAAUAGAAUUGACACACAAAAAAACUGACUACCACCUCAAUAGAAAAUAUUUUGUACCCUUUUUAUCCAGUGUAGGGGCCGUUCACCAUUGGCAUCUUUUGCAUGUGCAAAUUCGUUAUUUCCAAUGUAGGCACGCCGUUUUGAAAACAUCUCAACUUUUCCGAAUGCUGCAAGUGUACAUGACAAGAACUGACCAAUCAGCUUUAUACUUUGUAUGAAAUAUUCACAUUUCUGUAGACUAAUUAUCUCAAACAAACACAGAACACCCACACACUGCAGCACUUUUAAAUUUUUGUCUAUAAAUAAUGCUUGUAUCAGAGCUGCAGCAAUGUUUGUCAGUUUGUCAUCCUAGCAACGACAGAUGGAACAUUGGAACGUGAGUGCAAAGCAUGUUUAAAAAUAGUGAAGGAAGUGACGUGCCUCGAGCUUUCCAUUACAUUUUAGAUGCGAAAUGUGAAUGGCCCCUAACUCAGUUCUGACAUGUUUUACUCAUCUGAGCUGUGCUGUAAAUUGGUCUGUGACAAUAUAUAAAUGUUCCAUAACAUCCUAAAAAUACGAACGCUAUACGUCUUGCCUACCAAUGCUGCAGAACAGUGUUUCUCAACCACAUUUCUGCGGGCCCCAACAUUGCACAUAUUGCAAUUCUCCUUAAUUAUACACAUCUGAUUUAACUCAUUAGCUCAUUGGACACUCCAAGAGCUGAAACGGUUGUGUCCGGUUCAUGAGACAUGUAAUCUACAUGUACCGCUUUGGGGGGGGGUCUUCAGAAACAUUAGUGAAAAGCAUUUCUGUAGAGCAGGGGUGUCCAAACUCAGCCCUGGAGGGCCGGUGUCCUGCUGAGGUUAGCUCCAGCUUGCUUCAACACACCUGCAAGGAGGUUUCUAAACUGUAAAACCCAACAGUCAACUUUAUCAAAUGAAAGGAGUGUAGUUAACUCAAAAUAUACUGAAAGUCAAUUCUACUCAUUUGAAAAGAGUUUUAAACUCAGUGUUGAAGGUAAUGACUAUAUUAAAUACCUCAUUACUUCAGCUUAAAUGGAGUAAGUUCACAGUACUCAUAGAGAUUAGUUUUUAACUCAAAUGGUUUGUUUCAAUCGGUUUCCUUAAAUGGUUUGAGUUGCCUUAACUUAUUGGGUUGUGCAGUACUCAGUUGGUUUAAGUCUUCUUCAUUUAUUGGGUUUACUGUGCUCAAAUUGUUUCAUUUACUCAAAUGGAUUAAGUUCACAGGACUCAUUAGGAUUAGUUUUUGAACUUAAAUGGUUUGUUGCAAUUGGUUUCCUCAAAUGGUUUGAGUUACCUUAACUUUUUGGCUUUUACAGUGUAGUAUAUUGAUUAGCUGAUUCAGGUGUGUUUGAUUACGGUUGGAGUUAAACUCUACAGGACACCGGCCUUCCAGGACCGAGUUUGGACACCCCUGCUGUAGAUUGAUUCUGCUGAGAGAGCAAAGUUUGAAUUGUAAUAUUUUAUAAAUUAAUUCAAAAUAUUAGCAGACUAAUCUUGUUUUUUUUUUAUCUUAGCUAUGUUUGUUUAUGAAUCAAUAGAAUAUACUUAUGAGCAUUGUUUAUUUCAUUGCUCUAGAAUGUAAAAUCAGUCAAAGCUUGUUACUGUAGCAAUGUUAUGUACAGUAGUGAUGUUUACUCACUAUUUUGCUAUGAUAAACUUUUCAUGCAUUGCACGCAUGUUGCCUCUGAACCGUUUAAACAUAACAGUGUUGUUAUUUUGUUGUAGUUUUUUUUUUUAAGUGUGACUGCUUAAACUGUCAAAAAGGAAACAUUCCUUUUGUUCAGGGGUUAUUUUUUUCUGAGAACAGGUGUGUUUUUAAAGCUGUUCUAAUGGAAUGGUUGAUGCAUUUUUUGUCAUUUUAUUUCAAUCUUACAAAUGUAUUUAUUUUCUAAACAUUUCACUGAAAUGUAGCAGUUCCUUUCUUGCUGUUUUUAUUCAACAUUAAGGGUUCUUGUAAUAGGAUGUGUAAAGAAUAAACAGAAAUG
Danio aesculapii is the source of this 2926-nucleotide messenger RNA. RefSeq names its product ADP-ribosylation factor-like 6 (gene arl6). Gene Ontology annotation, biological process: intracellular protein transport; cilium assembly; protein localization to cilium. The record is from RefSeq and is a predicted model, not a curated record. The transcript is spliced from 8 exons. Gene Ontology annotation, molecular function: GTPase activity; GTP binding. Bases 86 to 646 code for a protein of 186 amino acids. Gene Ontology annotation, cellular component: axoneme; cytoplasm. Lineage: Eukaryota; Metazoa; Chordata; Actinopteri; Cypriniformes; Danionidae.